Rangifer tarandus platyrhynchus (Svalbard reindeer) is the source of this 1092-nucleotide messenger RNA. Lineage: Eukaryota; Metazoa; Chordata; Mammalia; Artiodactyla; Cervidae. The record is from the annotation of a GenBank genome assembly.
AUGCCCCGUGGGCAGAAGAGUAAGAACCGAGCUCGUAAGAAACGUCACCAGGCCCGGACUGAGACCCAGGGUCUUCAUGAUCAGGCCACCACAUCUGGGGGAGAGGAGACCGCCUCCCCCUCCCCUCCUGAUGCAGAGAGUGCUCCCUCAAGUUCGUCUGCCGCUGGCUCCCCCAAGGGGCCUCAGGGAGCCCAAGGCACCACCAGUGCUGCUACAGGUGCUAUACGCAAAAGAUCUGGUGUCGGUGGCAAAGCACGCUCAAGAGCUGGUGCACGUGGAGCACACUCAAAAUCUGGUGUAGAUGCCGAGGGCCAAGUUCAGGAAGGUGAAAAUUCCUCCCAGGCCUCAGCUGCUGCUGGGAGUGCUCGCACAGAUCUUCUGGCCAGAAAGGCAGAGAUGUUACUGCAGUACAUGCUCUAUAAGUAUAAAGUGAGGGAGCUCAUUAAGAGGUCUGAAAUGCUGAAGACAGUCAAUAAAAGGUACAGGGAGCAAUUCCCUGAGAUCCUCAGCAGGGCCUCUGAGCGCAUGGAGCUGGUGUUUGGCCUGGUGCUGAAGGAAGUCAGGCCCAACAGUCACUCCUAUACUCUGGUGAGCAACCUAGAUCUUGGCGACAGUGAGUCUAUGAGAGGUGAUUGGGGGCUGCCGAGGAAUGGUCUUCUGAUGCCUCUGCUAGGUGUCAUCUACCUGAAUGGCAACCAUGCCCCUGAAGAGAAGAUCUGGAAGUUCCUGAAUAUGCUGGGCAUCUAUGAUGGAAGAAAUCACUUCAUCUUUGGAGAGCCCAGGAAGCUCAUCACAGAAGAUAUGGUGCGGGAAGAGUUCCUGGAGUACCGCCAGGUGCCCGGCAGCGAUCCCCCUCGCUAUGAGUUCCUGUGGGGUCCUAAAGCGCUCGCAGAAUCUGGCAAGACGAAAGUCCUGGAGUUUUUGGCCAAGGUCAACAGUACCAUCCCCAGUGCUUUCCCAUUCCAUUAUGAAGAGGCUUUGAAAGAUGAGGAAGAGAGAGCCAAAGCCAGAUCUGCAGCCAGGGCUCGUGGUGCUGCUAAGGCCAUUGCCCACUCCAAGGCCCCACCCAGCAAUCCGUCCAGCCCCCAGUGA